Messenger RNA from Mesoplodon densirostris (Blainville's beaked whale), 939 nucleotides. RefSeq names its product G protein-coupled receptor 32 (gene GPR32). Gene Ontology annotation, cellular component: plasma membrane. Gene Ontology annotation, molecular function: N-formyl peptide receptor activity; complement receptor activity. The record is from RefSeq and is a predicted model, not a curated record. Lineage: Eukaryota; Metazoa; Chordata; Mammalia; Artiodactyla; Ziphiidae. Gene Ontology annotation, biological process: phospholipase C-activating G protein-coupled receptor signaling pathway; inflammatory response; positive regulation of cytosolic calcium ion concentration.
AUGGAGUGCCUCCACCAGCUGACCACAGUUAUCGUGUCUGUGUCCUUUGUGGUUGGUGUAGUGGCGAAUGUGGUGCUCUGGAUGACUGUUCUUCGAAUGCCGCGAACUUUUACUACCAUCUGGUUCUUCAACCUGGCCCUUGCCGACUUCACUGUCUUACUGUCCCUGCUUAUCACCGUACAGAGUGUAGCAAUUGGCCAGUGGCUCCUCAACGAUGUGGCCUGCAAGCUUUACAUGGCCUUCUUGGCCCUCAGCUUCUUUACCAGCAUCUGCCUCUUGGCCCUCAUCUCUCUGGACCGUUGCAUCUCUUUCCUCUACCCGGUCUGGUCCUGAAACCAGUGCACUGCGCGGUCAGCAAGCUGGCUGCUGGCUGCUAUCACGUGCUCUCCAUACUUGAUGUUCCAGACCACUGAAGAACAGAAAGGAUGUGUCUCCUGCUGCUUCAAUACAGACAUAGAGAAUAAGGGGAAGGAGAAUCCAGCUCCCAGGAUAGGAAGUGUGGUUUUGAAGAGGAAAAUGACUGUGACCAUCAUUCACUUCCUGCUGGGUCUCUUGGUGCCCUUGGUGAUCAUCAGUACCUGUGCCCACCUCAUCUGCACCAAGCUCCAGCAGGAGGGCUGGGUCCAUGCCAGCCAGCCAAAGAGGCUGCUGUUGGUGUUGGUGAGAAUCUUUUUCAUUUCCUGGUUCCUGUUUAACAUGGCGCUCUUGGUCCAAUUGUAGCAACCGCAAGACGAACCUGACCCUAAGAUGCUGCUCCUCCUCUGGGCUACCUUUUCCCUGGGCUGUUUCAACGACUACCUCAACCCUUUCCUCUCUGUCGUCAUUGGCAGAGAUUGCCGAGAAAAGUUUUUCCCGUCUUUGCCUUUUGCCUUGGCCAGAGCAUUUGGUGAGGAGGGGUUUUUUUCAGCCUGUCCCCAAGGUGAAGCCCCCAGGGUAUGA